UCAAGAUUUUUAUCAAGUUUAAAUCUUUUCGGCAUUCUGUGCAUAACUUGAUAAAACUAAAAAGCUUUUACACCCUGUGCUUUUCCCCACACUAUGGUGAAAAUCGUAAUGUAAACAGAGCUCAGCUGUUUAGUGCAAGAAACUGCCGAAUGGAGUCCUCAAAAACAAAAACAAAACACGAUCGUGCUACGCAGGAGCAGUUGCAGCGUUUUGUCUCAUUUGUCCGGGCUAAUCCUGAUAUGGGGAAAGGAAAGAAUAACCCGAAGUCGCCACAGAAAAUGCAGUGCUUAUGGAAUCAGUUGGCGGACGAGUUGAAUGCAUUGAGGGGACCAACACGCACCGCAGUAAAGUGGAAAGAGACCCUCGGAGUUUGGAAGAGCCAAUUGCGUACGCGAGCACGCAGAUUAAAAAUGAGUCAAAGGAUUACUGGUGGCGGUCCAGGUUGCAAACAGCUGAGCGAAUUUGAAGAGCGUGCUUUGACCACUUUUGGUUCGCCUGCAGUUGGUGGCGUAGGUGUUGAAAGUUUUGGGCUAAGGCCAUCAAUGNGCGGUUUGAAGAGCGUGCUUUGGCCACUUUUGGUUCGGCUGCAGUUGGUGGCGUAG
This is a messenger RNA of Rhagoletis zephyria (snowberry fruit fly), 602 nucleotides long. RefSeq lists its product as uncharacterized. The record is from RefSeq and is a predicted model, not a curated record. Lineage: Eukaryota; Metazoa; Arthropoda; Insecta; Diptera; Tephritidae.